GAUUGGCGGGGAAGUAUGUUACAAAUUAGAACCACUCAUGAGUUCUUGUUUGGUGCCCUUGCUGAGCUUGUAGAUAAUGCCAGAGAUGCUGAUGCCACGAGAAUAGAUAUUUACACAGAACGGCGAGAGGACCUGCGAGGUCAAUUCAUGCUAUGUUUUUUGGAUGAUGGAGCAGGAAUGGAUUCAAGUGAUGCCGCAAGUGUGAUUCAGUUUGGUAAAUCAUCCAAACGAUCACCAGAAUCGACUCAAAUUGGGCAGUAUGGGAACGGCUUGAAAUCGGGUUCCAUGCGGAUUGGGAAGGAUUUUAUCCUGUUCACUAAGAAAGACACCACUAUGACCUGCCUCUUCCUGUCACGCACAUUUCACGAGGAAGAAGGGAUUGAUGAGGUGAUUGUCCCACUGCCCACCUGGAACACACGUACCCAGGAGCCCAUGACCGAUAAUAUGGAAAAAUUUGCAAUUGAGACUGAGCUCAUUUACAAGUAUUCCCCCUUCAAGUCAGAGCAAGAGGUGAUGGAGCAGUUUAAGAAAAUCCCUGGGGAGAAGGGGACCUUAGUGAUUAUCUUUAAUCUCAAACUGAUGGAUAAUGGGGAGCCAGAGCUGGAUGUGACCUCCGACCCCCGAGAUAUCCAGAUGGCAGAAACCCCCCCUGAAGGAACGAAGCCAGAGCGUCGCUCCUUCCGUGCCUAUGCUGCUGUCCUUUAUAUUGAUCCCAGAAUGAGGAUCUUCAUCCACGGACACAAAGUGCAAACCAAGCGACUUUCCUGUUGCCUCUACAAGCCCAGGAUGUAUAAAUACACUUCAAACCGCUUCAAGACCCGUGCGGAGCAGGAGGUGAAGAAAGCGGAGCACAUGGCUCGGAUAGCGGAGGAGAAGGCUCGCGAGGCCGAGAGUAAAGCCCGUGCACUAGAACUUCGCCUGGGCGGGGAUCUCACACGAGACUCCAGGGUGACUCUACGGCAAGUCCAGAACACAGCCAUAACCAUGCGUAGAGAGGCUGAUGUCAAGCGGCGGAUCAAGGAGGCAAAGCAGCGGGCACUGAAGGAGCCUAAAGAGUUGAACUUCAUCUUCGGGGUGAAUAUCGAACAGCGGGAUUUGGAUGGCAUGUUCAUCUAUAACUGCAGUCGGCUGAUUAAGAUGUAUGAGAAGGUCGGCCCACAGUUGGAGGGUGGCAUGGCAUGUGGUGGAGUGGUAGGAGUGGUGGACAUACCCUACUUGGUUCUCGAGCCCACCCACAAUAAACAGGACUUCGCAGAUGCUAAAGAGUAUCGACACUUGCUGAGGGCGAUGGGGGACCACUUGGCUCAGUACUGGAAGGAUGUUGCUAUUGCCCAGAGAGGUAUAAUCAAGUUUUGGGAUGAAUUUGGCUAUUUAUCAGCAAACUGGAACCAGCCUCCCUCCAGUGAUCUGCGCUACAAACGCCGUCGAGCCAUGGAGAUCCCUACCACAAUUCAGUGCGAUAUGUGUUUGAAAUGGCGGACCCUCCCAUUCCAGCUGAGCUCCGUGGAGAAGGAAUACCCGGAUACUUGGGUGUGCUCCAUGAACCCUGACCCUGAGCAGGAUAGGUGUGAAGCUUCAGAGCAGAAGCAGAAGGUGCCCCUGGGAACACUGAAAAAGGACUUCAGAUCACAAGAGGAGAAGCAGAAGCAGCUGACGGAGAAAAUUCGCCAGCAGCAGGAGAAACUGGAGGCUCUGCAGAAAACAACUCCAAUCCGGUCCCAGGCUGACCUGAAGAAAUUGCCUCUAGAAGUGACCACACGGCCUAUCGUGGAGGACUCCCAAUCACUGAGCAGACCUCAACGCCCACGAUCUCCUCCUUUACCUGAUGUAAUUAAAAAUGCUCCCAGCAGGCCGCCGCCGCCUCCCCCCAAGUCCAUCAGCCAACUGCGAAAGGCCCCCCUGGCUCGGCCAGCCAUCAGCACCCCCAAACUGGCAAGUGUGCUAUCCAGGGAGGAAGCUAGUACUUCCAGGACACAGCAGCAUAUUGUGACUGCGGGAAAGUCAAACAGCACAGUUGUCAGGACUCCUGCCAAACCCAUCCAGGCGGGGAGGCCACCCCCCAUGCUUCUGCAGAAUUCCAUGAGCCAGCGUGAGACUCCCAGCCCCAAAAUUGUAAAGACGCCGGUGCUGAAAAAACCUGCAGCACUCAAACCUCCCCAGCAGGCCUCCAGCAUCCGCAAGAGGACAUUUAACACCGUGGAGGAUGGAGCUGAGGAAGAAGUGGAGCAGAAGAAGGAGAAAACUAAACGGGGCAAAUUUGUGGUAGUGAAAGAGGAGAAGAAGGACUCAAACGAGGUGGUGGUUGAGCUCACAGACAGUGCAGGGGAGGAGGAACUAGCAGAUCUGAAAAAAGCCCAAAAAGACAAAGGGCUGCAUGUGGAGGUACGAGUGAACAAGGCAUGGUUCACAGGCCGUGUCACGGCUGUGGAGAUGGGCAAGCAUGCCAUACGCUGGAAGGUGAAAUUCGAUUACGUACCUACAGACACCACACCAAGAGAUCGCUGGGUAGAGAAGGGCAGUGAGGAUGUACGGUUGAUGAAGCCUCCCUCUCCAGAGCAUCAGAGUCCAGACACACAGCAGGAAGAAGAGGAGGUUGUAGCUGAGCCGUCUACCUCAGACUGUGCCCGAAUUGAGCCAGACACCACCGGUCCCAGCAGCAACCAGGAGACUGUGGAUUUACUAGUCCAGACACUCCGGAAUUGUUUGCGGUACUUCUUACCUCCAAAUUUUCCCAUCUCCAAGAAGGAGCUGAGUUCCAUGAGUUCAGAAGAAUUGAUGGCUUUUCCUCUGAAAGAAUAUUUCAAACAGUACGAGAUGGGUCUGCAGAACUUGUGCAAUUCCUAUCAGACUCGUGCUGACGCCCGGGCCAAAGUCUGUGAGGAAAACCUCCGCAGCUCAGAGAGAAAACUUAAGGAAACAGAGGAGAAACUGCAGAAACUGAGGACUAAUAUUGUGGCACUUCUGCAGAAAGUGCAGGAGGACAUCGAUAUUAAUACUGAUGAUGAGCUGGAUGCAUAUAUUGAGGACCUGAUCACCAAGGGAGACUGAGCAGUCCCGACCCAGCACUGGCGAGCAGCAUGGAGGAGUUGGUCCCUGUGAUCUCGGAGGUGUGGAGUCCUGCAGUGGAGGGGACCCGAGCAGCGCAUGAAAGGGGAGGGCCGUUCGACUGUGUAUUAUAUUGAUGUGUCGGUGUACAACCUGUUCUUGUGAUUUUACAUGCAAAAGACAUUGGUGCUGUUGGCAGGACAGUUUUUAACAUUGUAGUUCUUCAACUCUCUUCCCUUUGUUUAUAAAUAUUUAUUUUUUAAAAGAAA
Chrysemys picta bellii (western painted turtle) is the source of this 3314-nucleotide messenger RNA. Lineage: Eukaryota; Metazoa; Chordata; Testudines; Emydidae. The record is from RefSeq and is a predicted model, not a curated record.